This is a messenger RNA of Fibroporia radiculosa, 2781 nucleotides long. RefSeq lists its product as uncharacterized. Bases 1 to 2781 code for a protein of 926 amino acids. The record is from RefSeq and is a predicted model, not a curated record. NCBI's taxonomy places the organism in Eukaryota, Fungi, Basidiomycota, Agaricomycetes, Polyporales, Fibroporiaceae. Gene Ontology annotation, molecular function: protein binding. The transcript has a single exon.
AUGGCGCACCUCGUACGAAAUCCCCAUACUAAUAUCGCUGUCGACCGGGACUACAGUCCAUGCAUUAGCGGACGCGCUUCUCUGUCGACUUCCAGCGCAAACUAUGAAUCCCCUGCAAUCGCAUCAAGGCCCCCGCGUUCAACACCCGAGCAUCCGCUACUGUCGCCCUCAUCGUCUGAGGGCAGGCUCUCCUCUUUGUCAUUGACGGCGGCCCAAAUCUCGCGCGCCUCGGCGCAGGCUGUCCGUUUAUGUGCGCGAGAUGGGAAGUUCGGGGAUGCGUUGUAUCUUGUCAAUUCUCUUCGUUCUUCUACCAAUCAGGAUGAUGUACUGGUUGAAGAGAAGCAAAAUUUGCACCACUCGAAGUCGCGCACAGUUGCUCAUAUGAAGCCUAUCGACUUUGGCCAGGUUGUUUCCGCUCGUUUGUCUGCUCACUCGUUUCUUCAUGGGCUGGUCCGUGCGGGCUACAGUAAAAAAGCAGCGAGAUAUGCGGAGAUGAUGAUGGAACACGGCAUUCGCAUACGGGAAACUACGACCAAUACUAUCAUUGUUUCACUCUCAUCCAACCUAGCGACAUCUCUGAAUGGCAAUCUGUUGGCCAACACCGUCCGUCGUCCUCGUAUCAGAGAUGGGCCUGAAGUACUGGAAUUGCGAGAGAUGGUAAUUGGAGAUCGGUGCACAAGAGCGGCUGUUCAACUGCUUGGAAAGGCGCGUAUGUGGGGUCAAUGUCGCUCUCAGAGGAUGUACGACAACGCAAUCAGCGGCUGCCUCAUGCAGGGCGAGAUUAUUGUCGCGUCGUUGCUAUUUGUGCUUCUGGUGAAGGAUUGGCAGCUCCGGCAGUCCCUCGCUAAGAGCCUCGGGUCAGACGCUGCUGAGGAAGAACCAUUCACUUCUCCAAUCACGCAGCGCCAUAUUCCUAGGAUACCCCGUGAAGAUCGGAUGCAACUGCCCUACCCUUCGAUCCAGAUGAUGUCAACCAUUUUGAAUGCGGUAAAGGAGUCGUUAUCCCGAGACCCACAAGACAGCCCUGGCCAUGAUCCGCAGUCUUCACUUCAGGCUCUGGCCAAUCUCGCAAUACUAUUGGAUACCGGGCAGCUACACACCGGCUCCAUAGCUGCGCUCAUCCAUGCACUGUACUCCUGUCCUAAAGGCGACCAUCUGAUUUGGAUAAGAGAGCGAGAACAAGCCCGCCCGAAACGCGUCAAGGCCUAUCCGUAUUUUCAGAGAGUCUUGAUGCGCCUAAUAGAUUCUCUGUACGACCCUGCCGUGGUCGCAUCACGCCUGCGUCUCGAUUUAAGAUCCUAUAACGCACUGUUAUUCUACUCCCUUCGGCAUCGUCUUUCGUCUACUCUUGCUUCGCGAGUCCUGGACCAUAUGUGUAUGCAUCGGAAUCCCCCUCUACAGCCCAACAUUGUCACUUACAACAUUCUACUGCGUUCUGGGACAUUGGUGCGAAGGAUGGAUUUGUCGGAGACAGCGUUGGCUGCGCUUAGGGCUCACAAGUUGAAUGCCUCUCAUGGAAUCAUGGUUGAGGCAGACCAGUCCCAAUUGAAACCAAAAAGAGUCUCGAAAACAGUACUUGUCAGUGGACCUUUGGGCUUUUCUACUACGUUACACCAGCUCCAGAAUGCUCCGUUCCAUGUACCGGCCUUGCUUCAGAAACCGUCCAACGACGUCGCUGCAGAUGCAUUUACGCUCGGGAGCUACAUCAUGCAUCUGACCUCUACAGGAUCUCCCGAGGUCGUCGCUGACAUACUUUUUUUUAUUCUACCCGAGUUGCGCACCGUGAGUCAUCCCUCGUGGGGCGCGCUCACUCCCGAGCAGCGUGAUGCCAUCCGGUACGAAUCUCGAGAAGCCUCCCUGCGUCGUGCCGUCCAGCUUGGCCCUCAUGUCUUUGCCGCCCUCAUCAACUCCCUCGCGAAGGCGGGAAAGCCUGGCCUUGCUGAACGAGUGUGGCUCCUGGCAAAGCAAGGCGAAGCUGCCAGCUGGAUACCAAAUUUCGCACCUGAAUUCUCUCCAUGGUAUCUGCCCGUACAUGCUUAUACUUCCAUGCUGCAGUGUUAUGCAAAGCAGGCUCGGAGGGCAUCGUCAAUAUUACGUUGUGGGCAGAAUCGCGCCAUGCACUCUCUUAUGGAGAAUCCGGGUGACUGGAAGCCUGGGUCGCGCCCUGUUCGUGGCUGGGCUGGUUUUGUCCAUGCAACACGGCAGGCGCAGACAGGGAAGGUGACAAGGAGAACUCGAUCAGGAGAAAGAGCAGCAUUGAUUCUCUAUGGAUCUAUGCAGUCCGGUGGGGAAGCUGUCUACUCGUCAUUGUUAGCUCUUCACCAGAGAGCCCAAGAGCCAUCAUCUCACGUCGUCGUCCCUUCACCGGAUGCCCGAUUUUUCAAUGCGGCUCUCGAACUUUUCGGACAUCAUCCACACAGGCCCUCUCGCGCUAAACGCAGAAGUCGUUCUUCGUGGAGGCAUGCAUUGCGGAUCGCGACAACUCGAUAUGAACAUGAGGGUAUAGUGUCGCCAUUAUGGAACAAAGCACUGCAGCAAGUUAUGGAGGGUAUGGUUGCAGCCGGCUUUGACAUACCGAUUGGAUAUCGUAAUCUGUCAAUCGGUCACUGGAUAUCGAGCGCGCAACGUCCAGAACACACCCCGCAAACUUUGACUCGUCGGCCCUAUGCCUUCCCACCAGUACGACGCCGUUUCCUUCCUCACUCGCUCUCAAUCGCCAAAACCCGUGGUCUCCCCGUGCGUCCCCCACACCGUGUGCAUCGUCGUCAGGCCUGGAGAUGA